AUGCGCUACUCUAUGAUCAACGGCCUUCUUCUGUUGACAGUCUCCCCCAUGUCUGUCCUCGCGCUUCCCUUGGACCCCAACGCCCUGCCUGGUCAAUGGAACCCGAGUGGACAGCACCCAAAUAACCACUGGCAGAAUGGUCAGGGCGGUUGGACCGACGCCAACGGCCAGUGGCACAAUAAUGGCGCUGUCGGCCCUCGUCACUGGCCAAAUGACCACAACAACCAGGAUGGCUGGACUGAUGGCAGCGGCAAAUGGCACCCGAAUAACCCCAACAACCAAAAUGGCCAAUGGCACGCCAACCAAAACGGUCAGAAGUACAACAAUGGCUGGACCGACGCCAACGGCCAGUGGCACAAUGAUGGCGAUGUCCGCCCCCGUGACUGGCCCAAUGACCACCACAACAACCAGAAUGGCUGGACUGAUGGCAGUGGUAAAUGGCACGCCAACAACCCGAACAACCAGAAUGGUCAAUGGCAUGCCAACCAAAAUGGCUGGACAGACUCCAACGGCCAGUGGCACGUAGACCACAAGCGUGAUGUUAUUCCCGGCCUAAAUGGAGCUGUCAAUAGCAACGCAGCCAACCUCGUGAACGGUGUGAUUCCUAACCGCCGCAGCUGGCGCGACGGUGACAAUGACCAGAACAAUGGCAACUACGGUGAAGGCAACAAUGGCAACGGAAAUGGGAACUAUGGCAACAACGGCAACAAUGGAAACAACGGCAACAAUGGCAACAACGGCAAUGGUAACUGGAAGCGCGGCAACGGAAAUGGCAAUGGGAACGGCAAUGGACAUGGCAAUGGCAACAACGGUAACAACGGCAACAACGGUAACAACGGAAACAACGGAAAUAAUGGAAACAACGGCAACAACGACUGGAAGCGCAACGAUGGCUUCAACCGUGAUAUCAACUCGGUGGCCAACCCCUCCGUGAUCCCCCGCGACUCGAACAGCGAUAUCAAGUCGGUAGCCAACCCCUCCAUCAUUCCCCGUGACACGAACAGCGACAUCAAGUCGGUGGCCAACCCCUCCUUGGUCAACUCUGUGACCAAGCCCUCCCUGAUCUCCCGUGAUUCGAACAGCGAUAUCGACUCGGUGCUCAACCCUUCCACAAUCCCCCGCGACCAGCCCACCAACAACGCCUAG
Penicillium mononematosum is the source of this 1146-nucleotide messenger RNA. RefSeq lists its product as uncharacterized. The record is from RefSeq and is a predicted model, not a curated record. The transcript has a single exon. Bases 1 to 1146 code for a protein of 381 amino acids. Lineage: Eukaryota; Fungi; Ascomycota; Eurotiomycetes; Eurotiales; Aspergillaceae.